CUUUUUUUUCUUUUUCUUCAUCUCAUUGUUACCACAACCAUCUAUCUAUUGAGGGUGAGAACAUUAUGUUCUCACCUUCCAAUCUUUCUAACUUACUCGUUCUUUAAGAUUUACAAUCACAAAACACAUAGGACAGAUGACGAACAAAUUACUAAAGAUGAAGAUGAAGAUUACUUUUUGAGAAAGACAGAUGACGAAAAAAUUACUAAAGAUGAAGAUGAAGAUUACUCUUUGAGUAGGACAAAUGAUGAAAAAAGUACUAAAGAUGAAGACAAAGAUUAUUCUUUGAGCACGACAGAUGAUGAAGAAAUUACUAAAGAUGAAGAUGAAGAUUACUCUUGGAGUAGGACAAAGCUGGCAGAGGAUAGAGGAAACUUUCCUCCACCAAUUUCAUCGCUAAAUGGCCUUGGACAACCUAAAUUCAUUUUCGUACCAAUAAGAGAAAAUGGAAGGAUGCAACUUAAAAAAAUAAGAAUAAGAAGACCUAAAAUUCUCCAUGCUACACGAGAAGAUGGACGAUUGAGGUUAUUUCUUGUUCGGGAUGAUAAUGCAGAAGAUGAUAUAGAAGAAAUGGAAGAGGAGGAAAAACAAGAACUAGUUGAUGAUGAUGAUGAUGGUGUGAAAGAAGCAAAAGAAGAACAAUUUAUAGUUGAAUCAAUAAAGGAAUAUGAAGAAGGUAAGGAAGAGGUUCAAGAGACAAGUAUUUAUGACCCUAAGGAUAUUUGUAUUGAAGGGUUGCAACUUCCUAGCCAUAGUUUUAUGAAAUAUUAUGAAAUUCUUAAUCAUUUUGAACAUCAUCAUAAUGCUUUUGGGAGUCAUCACCAUCUACCUAUGUAUGGACUUUGUAAUGCAUGAAAUUAAGUUUGAGACUCUUACUAGGCUCAUGUUAGGCAUCACUGCCACUACAUGAAAUUAAGUUUUUGGAGGCUCAAAUAUGAUAUUUAUACUUUUGUUUUAUUGAGAAUGUA
Molecule: messenger RNA, 968 nt
Organism: Vigna unguiculata (cowpea)
Lineage: Eukaryota; Viridiplantae; Streptophyta; Magnoliopsida; Fabales; Fabaceae
Source: RefSeq, a predicted model, not a curated record